UCCAUUUUCCCUCUAUGUCCCGCCAAAUAAAAUUUACAGCUUUCCCUCAUCAUUUUAAAUUUCGCUCUCAUUCACAACAAUGAGAGACAGGAAAAUUGAAAAACACCAAAACGACAGCAACGAAACGCAAAAAAGGAGUCCCAGACCCACAGCGACCGAGCGAUGGUCACAAACCCUAACAACUCUUUCGCGAAGACAAUCUGCUCCAUCUGCUAUGAAGAUCUCAAGCCCAUUGUCGAAGAUCUCCAAUCAAUCUCCAUUUGUGGCCACGUCUUUCACGAACUCUGCCUGCAGCAGUGGUUUGAAUAUUGUUCGAAUGAAAAGAAGCGUAGCUGUCCAGUUUGCAAGCAGAAUUGCUCGGCGCAAAAUGCCGGUCGCCUUUAUUUUCAGUCGGUCGGGGACCAAACCGAACCGUUCGGGGAUCGGAAGGCGGGGGAGUGUGAGGAGGAUCCUAAGUUGUUGCGUGGAGAAGUGAAGAGAUUGGAAGGAAAAUUGUCGGGUCUCAAUACCAUUUUGGAGAGUCAAGUGAAGGAAAUGAAGCAUCUCAAUGAGGAAUUGUAUCUUUGUAAAGAUGAGUUGAAGAAAGAAGUUAAAUUGAGGACUCAUGCAAUGGAACAAAAAGCAUCGAUUCAGCACCUGCUUCGAUCGAAAUCUGAGGAGCUUGAUGCACUGAAGUUGGAGCGCAUCAGGCUGCAAGAUAGGAAUAUGGCACUUGCCAAAGAGCUUGUAGCACUCAAGCUGGUAUCGGAUGUGAAUCUGGAGGAAGAUGAGGUUUUAAAGCUUGCCUCUUUUGGUAACGAAGCCAAUAACAAAGAUACCGUAGACAUCCUGAGAAAGUCUUUGGUCAUUCGCAAUAAGACUUACAAAGAAUUGAUGGCUAAGUGUAACCAACUUGGACAGGGUGAGGCUCGUUCUUGUAAAAGACUUGAGAAGGCAAAAGAAAAGAUCAAUAAAUUAAAGACAAGGGUCAAAGAACUAGAGAUGGUUGUUGAAGUAAAAGAUAACGAAAGUUUGAGGGCUUUAAAAGCUUCAAAGAAGGCAAAUUGCAAAGGGCUUGUUGCAGAAGAUAUCAAGGACAGUUCUAAUGCUUUGGCCACAAGUACUUCAUGUGCUGGUCAAAAGGAACAGCAUUGUGUAUCUGUGGAUCUAACAGGAAGCUCGACCAGUGAUCGAGAAAAUUUUAGUUUCAUGGGUGAUAAGGGUGCCAAUUCAUCCAAAGAAUGUACUAGAAUCACUGCUCUUAACAAACAGGGAAAUGCUUAUUAUGCAAGAGAUGAAGCAGCUUUGAAUCUUCCUACAGCUGUGCAUGUAACUCUAGACCCUGAUUCAAAACAUCAGACCAGAGAGGGUGAAUCUGCUCUUGCAAAGUCAGAAGCAGUUUCUGAUAUUCACAGUGAAGCCAAAGUGCACAAAACAGUGAACCCAUCUGGACCUUUUGGCAUAAGAAUCAACAAUGGUAAGGGCAAUGCUCUUGAUUCUGCUACAGACGAGGAAGUUAUUGUGUCUCUUGAUGACACCAGAGAAGGGGAUAUAUGUUUCUCUAGUGGAUUGAUGGGUCCUGAUGGAACAAACCGGUACUUGGGGAGAUGGUGUAAGCGUGGUCAAAGCAACGGGUCAUUGGCCAUGCAAGGUACAAGUGCAAGUAGCAGGGAUUUAAUUGCUGUUGGAUCUGAUGGGCGAGGUGGUAGAGUUAAAGUGCUGAGAUCUAUGAAUCAAUCCUUGUUGGUAGGAUGGCAAGGAAAAUUCUGUAUCUGCCAAGAAGUGCAAGUAUGGAGCUAAAACAAGCAGUUUGCAAUCUCAAGGCUGUUUACAGAUAGAACACUUCUUUGGGAGGGCCAGUCAGUAAUCAAAGGUGUGCCCUUUAGUAUGUGUAAUGUCUCAGCUAUGCUUUUGGGAUGUUUAGAAGGAAAUGAAACAGUAAUACCUUCUUUCCACUCAAUUAUACUUGUAUGAUUUUCUUCCUCUUACCCCAGGCAUUAUUCAUAAUUUAACCAAGGGGCAAAGUGGUUGCUGUGCUUUUCAGUCUCGCGCAAUCAGUAACUUUUUGGGUAGAUUACUACUGAUGAGAUGGUUUCCAUUUGGAAAUUUGUUGGUACAAAGCAUAAACAUUACGAGGCCAGUAUUUAUGAGUUUUGAUAUGAAAGAGGAUAAUUUUUUUUUUUUUG
Molecule: messenger RNA, 2165 nt
Organism: Populus trichocarpa (black cottonwood)
Lineage: Eukaryota; Viridiplantae; Streptophyta; Magnoliopsida; Malpighiales; Salicaceae
Exons: 9
Coding region: 163-1779 (538 amino acids)
Molecular function (GO): zinc ion binding
Source: RefSeq, a predicted model, not a curated record